Penicillium subrubescens is the source of this 300-nucleotide messenger RNA. RefSeq lists its product as uncharacterized. Lineage: Eukaryota; Fungi; Ascomycota; Eurotiomycetes; Eurotiales; Aspergillaceae. The transcript has a single exon. The record is from RefSeq and is a predicted model, not a curated record. The coding region runs from base 1 to 300 and encodes 99 amino acids.
AUGUGCUUUCAGGGAGACCGUCCCGAAGCCCGCGAACGCGAAGUGGUGGUCAAGACGUUAGAAAUGGAGCACCAGACCAGAUGCCAGAGUGUCUAUCAGGGCAGACGAGCGCGUCUCAACAAAGCUGAAAUGGAAUUGCCAGAAGAUGGUCUGAUGCGACAGGUCGUGGAGGCGGGGGGAUUUUUGGUGCCCCAGAAAAACCGCUGGGCAAGCGAACGGAAACGUCCCAGACUCUCAGCGGUCAGGGACGACGGUCCUUGGAUAAUGGAUAUGCAGCCGAAACCCCAGCCAAACAGGUGA